Daucus carota subsp. sativus is the source of this 4935-nucleotide messenger RNA. RefSeq lists its product as uncharacterized. Gene Ontology annotation, molecular function: DNA helicase activity. Bases 1 to 4935 code for a protein of 1644 amino acids. NCBI's taxonomy places the organism in Eukaryota, Viridiplantae, Streptophyta, Magnoliopsida, Apiales, Apiaceae. Gene Ontology annotation, biological process: telomere maintenance; DNA repair. The transcript has 13 exons. The record is from RefSeq and is a predicted model, not a curated record.
AUGGCUAUGUUUCUAAAAACUACAAAUCUAGAAAAUCUUGAUAGGAUCUAUAAUGGUCCACACAAGCCAACAAAGCUUUCUAUUGCAGUUGGAGAAAAGCAACAAAAGAUGAUUCCUAAGGAAAAGAUUGACUACACUCAUGAGGACAUCAAUUUCAUAAGCAAGGAUGCCAAGAAAAAAAAGAGACAUGGAGGAAAGUCCAUGUUAAUUACCUUGAAGGCUGAGGAGAAAGCUCCGAAGGAAGUUGUUGUGAAGAAGAAUCACUUCGAAAGAAAUGCUCUACUUACAAAAUUUGACAGUGAGUCAUCAAGCUCUAAUAAUGACUCAAACUCUAAUAAUCUCUCAUAUUAUGAUGAAGAUCAUACUAAUAGUGAGAUGAUGCGACUUGCAGCCUUGAUGGCCAACAGUUUUAAAAAGAUGGCCUAUAAGAACUUCAAGAAGGGCAAGAAGUUCUCUAGAAGGAAUUUAAACUCUGAUAUGAAGAGUUUUAUAAAAGUUGAAGAAAAAGAUGACAUAUAUGACAAAGUGGACAACUUCAAAAUAAAUUGUUACAAUUAUGGUGAGAAACUAUCUUACGACCAUUUGAAGCUUGAUAAUUUCACAUCAUUUGUUUCUGAUAUAGGUUCGAGUACGAGGAUUGCUAGAUUGAGGUCUGGGUUUGGAAAAGAGCUCAGGGAAAACAGGAAUGAGAUUAACAAGGAAAAUGGUGAAUCAAGUAACAAAGGCUCACAUGGGGCUUCAUCCUAUCAACAUGUGCAUCAUGCAUCUCAUGAUAAAGGAGUCUCAAAAUCAACUCCUUCGUCUUGUGUUACAAAUACGGGAAGUUCAAGAAUCAACCUUAACAGAGGAGGACUCAAUGUGAAUACUGGAAGAUCAACUCCUUUGUCUUGUGUUACAAAUACAGGAAGUUCAAGAAUCAACCAUAGGGAAGCAGGGAACCGUGAAAACAUAGUUCAGGAUGAUGACCUGAUAUACGAUGGUGGUAAGGUUGAUCAUUCCAUCAAUAAUGGUCGUUCUCCUUACAUCUAUAGGUUAAAUGGACAAAACCAUCAUGUUUUUGGUUCCCUUAUUCCGAAUAACGGUGGUGACCCAAAGUUUUGUCAGUUAUAUAUUUAUGAUACUGAGCAUGAGGUUGAGAAUCGAAUGAGGUGGGUUAACAUGGAUAAUGGUGAUACAGUUGAUGAAGAAAUUGUCUGCGGUCUGUUAAAUAUGCUUGAUUCCACGAAUGAGCUGGUUCCCUAUUUCAGAAUGGCGCGUGAUCGUUUUAAAGAUGAUCCUGUACAAGAUCAUAAAAUAGUCAUGAAGGUUUGUCGUGCAGUUACCGGGCGUGAAAAUUUCAUUGGCCCAUCUAAUGAAGUCUGGGAGAUCAUGGUAGGUGAUUUAGAGGAUACAUGUGGUCUUAGAGACAUUAUUAUUGAGAGUUUUGCAGAUGGUCUUGAGCGAAUAUUAGAUAUCCAUCCUAAGCUGAUGGCACUACAGUACCCACUGCUUUUCCCUAAUGGCGAAGAUGGUUACCAUGAUGAUAUACCUUAUGAACGGACCAAAAACAAUGCAGGCAAGAAACGUAAAAGAGUCACCAUGAAAGAGUUUUACUCAUACAAGAUACAAGUCCGUCCGAGCGAAGGUAGUACUGCAAGGCUUGGUGGCAGAUUAUUCCAACAGUAUAUUGUAGAUUCGUUCUCGGCUAUUGAACAAGCACGAUUAUGGUGGUAUCGCACACACCAAACAACCUUGCGCAGUGAUCUUUACAGCAAUAUGAAGAAAAGCCUACGCAGUGGUGAAGAAUCUACAACUAAUGUGGGUAAAGGUUUUAUUUUACCUGCAAGUUUUCUUGGUUCUAAACGCUACAUGCAGCAGAGCUUUCAAGAUGCUCUUUCUGUGUGUCGUUAUAUUGGUCAUCCCGACAUAUUUCUGACGAUGACUACGAAUCCACUAUGGGAUGAGAUAGUGCAGAUGAUGAAAAACAUGCCUGGUUGUAAUACAGUUGAUUCACCUGACAUUAUUGCCCGUGUCUUUAAACUUAAACUUGAUCAGAUUGUGGAGGACAUUAAGAUGAAGUCAUAUUUUGGAACAUGUAUUGGAAUUGUUGAGUUCCAAAAGCGCGGGUUGCCACAUGUGCAUAUACUUAUUUGGCUGGAUGGAGAUUCCAAGAAGAAACUGAAUGCCAAUGUUGAUGCAUUUGUAUCAGCUAAAAUUCUGGAUCCUGAAACUGAUCGUAUUGGUUACAAUGCUGUGGCAAGGCAUAUGAUGCACGGUCCCUGUGGACUGGAGAAUCCAAAGUCUCCAUGCAUGAAGAAUAUGAAAUGUACCAAACACUUUCCAAAGCAGUACUCUUCCCAGACAAUCUUUGACCAAUCUGGCUUCCCUGUUUACAAGCGCCGAAACACUGGAAUUACAGUUAAAAAAGGGAAGUCGUUGCUUGACAACCAAUAUGUCGUGCCUUACAACCGUGAUUUAUUGGUUAAAUAUCAGUGCCACAUGAAUGUAGAGAUCUGUUGCCAUGCUCGCAGUCUAAAGUAUUUGUUUAAAUAUUGCCUCAAAGGCCAUGACCGUGCUACGGUGGAGAUUUCCAAAAAAAAUUCAAAUGUUGAUGUUGAUGAAAAUCUUCUUAAGGAUGAAAUUCAAGCUUAUUUUGAUGACCGAUAUAUAUGUGGUGCUGAAGCUGCAUAUCGCAUAUUUGGAUUUGAUAUCCAUUAUCGUUCCAUUUCAGUCUUACGCGAUGAGCUGCAAAAAGUUGUAAACAGGGAGAAGUUUAAACGCAGUCAACUGGAAGCAUUUUUCCAACUGAACAUUGAUGACAGAAAUGCCAGGAAGUACACUUAUGAUGAAAUUCCAUGCUAUUAUGUGUGGAAUGCAUUAGAUUGUGUAUGGACUGUCCGCAAGAAAGGAAACCAAAUUGGAAGAUUAUUACAUUGUCACCACACUUCUGGUGAAAUUUGGUACUUACGUUUGUUACUUACCAAGGUGCGUGGUCCGACAUCUUUUGACAAUUUAAAAACUGUUGGUGGUUGGAUUUGCAAGACAUUCAAAGAAGCAUGUCAGAAGUAUGGCUUCCUAGACGACGACAAUGAAUGGGAUGAGUUGAUGACAGAGUGUUCGAAGUGUGGGUUCCCUGGUCAGAUAAGAGAGCUUUUUGUGCAUAUCAUCGUUAAUUGUCAGGUGUCUGAUAUUAGAGCAUUGUGGAAUAAACACUGGAAGGAAAUGUCACACGACAUACUCAUGCAGCAGACCAGACAAAACCAGCCUGCAGAUACUAUUCUAAGUGGGAAGCAGCUUCAGUUUAAAGUUCUUGCUGAGGUUGACAAAUUGCUCCGAUCCAGUGGCAAGUCAUUAAAGCAAUAUGGUCAGAUGCCUCAGCCUUCAUCAUCAUAUCUGCAAGCAGGUACUGAUAACUUAAUAAAUGAUGAAACCAGUUACGAUGUCAAAGUCAUGGAGGAUGAGUUCAAUAAGCUAUAUCCAAACUGCAAUGCUGAGCAGCUGGAAGUAUAUAAUGCAGUAAUGAAUUCGGUUCAGAAUGGCGAAGGGGGUUUAUUUUUUGUGUAUGGUAGUGGUGGAUGCGGGAAAACUUAUGUAUGGAAGACACUAAUUUACAAACUCAGAUCACUAGGUAAGAUUGUUCCACCUGUAGCAUCUUCUGGAAUAGCUGCAACCUUGAUGCCAGGAGGUCGCACAGCUCAUUCCCGUUUCAAGAUCCCCAUUGUCCUGGACGAGGAUUCCUCAUGCUCCAUUGCUCACAAUUCUUAUAUUGCUGAAUUGAUCAAGCAGACCUCCCUUAUCAUUUGGGAUGAAGCUCCCAUGCAACAUAGGUACGCCUUUGAGUGCCUAGACUGUUCACUUAGAGAUAUUAUGAAAUCUGUCAGCAAGGAACGCGGUCAAAUGCCUUUUGGAGGUAAAACAGUCUUGCUCGGAGGCGAUUUUCGGCAAAUUCUCCCGGUUAUAACCUGUGGUGACAGGGCUGACAUUGUUUCAGCAUGUAUUACAAGAUCGAGGCUAUGGCAUGCAGCAAAAAUUUAUAUUCUUAAGCAGAACAUGCGGCUUAAUCAGGGUCAAUCUGAAGAGGAAAUAGAGAUCCUGAGGGUUUUUGCUGAAUGGGUACUUAAGAUUGGUGAUGGUAAAGUUGGCCCUCCUCAUGGUGAUCUCAGCAACUAUGAAGAAGAUGAUAUUUCAAUUCUUUCUGAUUUUUGUGACACUGAACUCCAGAACUCAGUUGAGAACAUGAUAAAAUGGACUUAUCCACAAUUUACUGAGAAUUACCAAAAUCCACAAUACCUAAGUGAGAGAGCAAUUUUAACACCUACUAACCAAACUGUUGGCCAUCUGAAUUCUGCUAUAAUGGACACAAUUCCAGGUGAAGAGUUCACAUAUUACAGCAUUGACAAAGCUGAAGAAUUUUGUGGUACAGCUACUGAUCUUGAUUUUGCCUUUCCUCCUGAAUAUCUCCACUCUUUUAAUAUUCAUGGCCUCCCGCCUCAUGAACUAAAAUUAAAGGUUGGUGUUGCUGUAAUGCUUAUGCGUAAUUUAAACCAGACUCUUGGACUGUGCAAUGGCACACGAAUGAUGGUCACAAAGUGCUUGAAGCAUUGUGUCCAGUGUGAAGUCAUAUGUGGUGCAUUCGCUGGUACGAGACAUUUUAUUCCUAGAAUGGAACUGUGUCCCAGUGAAUCAAAAUUGCCUUUCAAGUUGCUGCGUAAACAAAUGCCAUUACAGAUUUGCUAUUCAAUGACUAUUAACAAAGCUCAGGGUCAGUCAUUGCAAAGAGUUGGUUUGUUUUUGCCUAAAUCAGUUUUUACUCAUGGCCAGUUGUACGUUGCAUUAAGCAGGGUAACAUCUCCCAGAGGGCUCAAACUCUUUAUUGAUGCAAGUAAUGGUCAGUCCACUGAUGUCACCAAGAAUAUUGUAUACCGCGAGGUCUUCUACAACUUGCCAGUAACUUAG